Messenger RNA from Suillus fuscotomentosus, 1137 nucleotides. RefSeq lists its product as uncharacterized. Lineage: Eukaryota; Fungi; Basidiomycota; Agaricomycetes; Boletales; Suillaceae. The record is from RefSeq and is a predicted model, not a curated record. Bases 1 to 1137 code for a protein of 378 amino acids. The transcript has 7 exons.
AUGAUCUUUCGUUUUGUACAGCUUGUACAGUUUGUACUGGACGUGGUACCAAUACCAAGCGCAAAAGCAAGGCUACCGUCCCAAAACCAUCUCGGGGAUCAGGGCUUAAUCCGUCGGGACAGCCAGCCAACGAUCAGCUCAACAUUCCCUCAGAACGACUAUGAAUGCCCGACAAUAUGUUCGAUCCGUAUGAUAGAGGUGGAGGUGGGCAAGGGAGACAUUUGCAUGGCCUGCAAGGACCGUACGACGUGUGACCCGGCAGGUGUCAAUGCCCUCAACACCAUAUGCGGUUCCACGAACUCUGUGUGCGCUGGGCCUUCUGUGAUGGAGCCGUCAUCGUCAUCACAGCCUCAAGACAUUACGCCUACAAAAGAGGUCCAUCAACAAAUCAUAUGCAAGGCAAAACAUGGGGUUGUUGGUUGGCUUUUCACGAAGUAUGCGAUGUCGCAAACUGCAGCAGAUCGGAAACACCUCAUCAAGAAAGCCAUUUUAGAUGCAGUCCCAAGAAUUUUCUCGUUGACCGUUUCAUUCAAUUCCCUAGUCACUAAAGAACAAUAUCGUCCUGUAUCCCAAGCACUUACAAAUGCACGUGGCAAAAUUAUCGACAUUGCUCGCAGCGGUGUACCUCAUGCGUACGAGCUAUACUGCCCGAGUGGAUAUAUGGAACGGACACCAACUCAAUACCGGGUGCAUAUAGCUAUGACACUUACCCGUACAGGCUCGUUGACGGUCAUGCACUCGCAUCAUUUUGAUCCGGAUGGUAACAUACAUGUUCACAGUCAUUUCGACCAUUCGUUCAUCAAGCACAUCAUGAUCCGGUUCAUUUGGUAUCUUCGACACGAAACCUUCCUUGGCGAAUCCCCCCUCACGAAGAUCAACUACAUCAUCGCGAUUGCCGUAGCGGCUGUUUACUGUGUACUGCAGGAACAACGGAUGCCGAUGCCAUCCAUUGAUCCCUUCACAGGUCUGGUCCAUUACAACAAAUUUGUUGAGGUCAUUGCCGUCCUCGAUGGUCUUGAUGGAGAAGAUAAAAAGGCGCUGGAAAGUUUUAAGCUUGAUAUGCUCGAAGUUGGACCAUCGCAGAUGCACACUAAUAUUGAGGCUGAUGAUGAUGAUGAUGAUUUACUAUACGAGUAG